GUACCUAAAUAAUUGUCCCAGAGGAAUAUUGCACACUUAAAAAUUAAUUUUCCCACAUUAAAGGACCGUCUAUUUAUUUAGCGGUGUAUAUCUUUGGAGAAUUCUGUGAAUCAGUUAUUCUAAGUAAACAAAAAUUGUCAAAGAGUGUUUGAAAAACCAUGUAAUCACCAUGACAAUGAUAACGGCGGCUUAUUCAUCAAAUUAUCGCUAAAUAAAUUCAUAAACCAAAUACUAGGGAAAAAUCAAUCACACAAUGAGUGUAUUUUUACGCUAGAAUUGCGCCAAAACUAUAAACCAAAUAUUUGUCAGCCAACCCGCCUUCCAUAAACGAAACUAUUAAAGCAACAGUCCUCCACUGUAUCUCAAAUAACUCUUCAAAAUGAACACAAAACUUGUUUGGUUGUUCUUGCUCUGCUUUGCUGUUACACUGGGUAAUGCCCUGGUGUGCUAUCAAUGCAGAACAAGUCAUAACCAAGACUGUUACAGCCCUAUCAAUAAAACAAGCAUUCAAAAGCACCACUGCAACUCACGCAACUCUGACGUCGUAGAUUAUCAAUGUGUUGCCUAUCUUGAACGCAAUAGCAGAACAAAUUCUUCCACUGUGAGCAGACACUGUGUGGUAAAAAAUGACUUUGACUGUACUAAUUUUGCCAACAACCGUAGACACAAGGGCUACAUUGUAGACGAGUGUUACGUAUGUGACGACGAUUUGUGUAAUUCAGGACAGAAGACUGCUGCUCUUUUUGCUCUGACGUUAGGUUUUAUAUUUGUAGGGAGAUUUUGUAUGUAAAAUUUUCGUAAUAUUUAAACACUAGUGAAAUAAAACUGCCGUCCAAUUAAGAAUAAUAGGUUUUCCAUUGUUUGUACAUUAUAUAGGUACCUACCUUCUCAAAAUGUUCACUAAGCUUAAUUCAGGAUAAUUACGAAGAAAUUGUUAUAUUUAUAAGAAAAGCGAAGCUGAGAGGUUUUACUGACACUUUAUGUGAGCCGCAUAUUCAUUAAUGCGAAAAAAGUUAAUUAAGUAUGAUUCUCUAGUACACGUCGAUCCUUCUUGUUCUUAAUCUUUUAAAAUCUCUAAGUUAUUUAUAAUUUUUAUUAUAUAACAUUAUUUAACUUUGCAUACGUUUUUCUCUUUUUUUAGUUACAAUAAAAUGAUGAAAUUAA
Zophobas morio is the source of this 1164-nucleotide messenger RNA. RefSeq lists its product as uncharacterized. The transcript is spliced from 3 exons. The record is from RefSeq and is a predicted model, not a curated record. The coding region runs from base 380 to 790 and encodes 136 amino acids. Gene Ontology annotation, biological process: regulation of synaptic transmission, cholinergic; positive regulation of voltage-gated potassium channel activity; sleep. NCBI's taxonomy places the organism in Eukaryota, Metazoa, Arthropoda, Insecta, Coleoptera, Tenebrionidae.